Molecule: messenger RNA, 729 nt
Organism: Schistocerca serialis cubense
Lineage: Eukaryota; Metazoa; Arthropoda; Insecta; Orthoptera; Acrididae
Product: cubilin-like
Exons: 6
Coding region: 1-729 (242 amino acids)
Cellular component (GO): plasma membrane
Source: RefSeq, a predicted model, not a curated record
AUGGAGAUAUGGAAGCGCUGCUACCGGGGUGACCACGUGGAGGUGUUCCUGUCGCUGGGAGGCGGGGGUGGUCCCCGGGCGGGCCUCAGCGAGCGCUCGUCGCCGUCGGGCGUGCUGUGCGGCGGCCUGCUCGACGUGCCGGCCGCGCUCUUCAGCCAGGGGCCCGCGCUGGCGCUCGCCAUGCACUCCGACCGCAGGCCCGGCAACCACUCCGGCUUCCUCGGCCGCUUCCGCUUCCUCGACAGGCGACUGUUCAAGUCGUCGGGCCGGCCGCUGAGGGGCACGCGCUGCGACCAGCUGUUCACCAGCAGCCGCUCCUCGCCGGCGUACGGCCGCUUCUACUCUCCCAACUUUCCGUCCAGCUACCCCACCAACACCACCUGCAAGUACUCCUUCCGCGCGAGACCGUACGAACGUGUCAGAGUGGUGUUCGAAGAAGUGUCCUUACAGAGAGGUGAUCUCAGCUGCCUGGAGAGCCAGGACCGGCUGUCGGUGUUUGACGGUCCGAGCCCCUUGUCGGCGGCCAUCGCGGUGCUGUGCGACGAGGCCUCCCAGCUGGAGGUGCUGUCCACAGGGCGCAGCCUCUUCGUGGAGCUGGUGGCGCGCUCCCGGUGGCCCGGGCAGGGCUUCCGCGCCUCCUACCACUUCCAGAACGACUCUGACUACAACACCGUAGACGCAGCCACCGACCUGCUGCUGCUGCUGACGAGUUACUUCAUACCUCGGUGA